GGAGCCUGGCUGGCGAGGUUGGAAACAGACGUUUUUGAUCCUCCUAUUUUUCUAUUGUGGUAAAAUGUAUAAAAUUGAUACGAUGUAUAAAAUUAUAUUAACCAUUAUUAAGUGUUCAAUUUAGUGGCAUUAAAUCCAUUUGCAUUGCUGUAUAGCCAUCACCACCCCACCCAUUCCCAGAACUUUUUCAUCUUCUCAAACUAAACUGAAACUCGAUACCCAUUAAACAGUACCCCUUGUUCCCAGCUCCCCUGGCUCCCAGCAGCCACCGUUCUACCUUCUGUCUCUGUGAUGGACCCUGAGUCGACGUGGCUGGAAACAGAUUCCGACAGGGCUUUGUAGCCAUCCCAUAAAUGGCAGUCCUGAAAAUACUGUCCUCUGUAGCCUGUCAUGGAGGAUACAUGUGACCAGAACUUUUAGGGAGAACUACCCAAGACCAAUUUUGUUGACCCUCAUGUAGACAAGGACCUGAUUUUGCAAGCACCCUAUUCUGAAAUUGGAAUCAGGUUUAAACUCAUGCCACUUACAGUUGCUGAUAGAGAUGGCCCAUUGCAGCAUUAUGGCUGUGUGUCAGGAACCUGGCUCUGGGGUGGACCAUCUAGGGAAAGCCCCUGCGCCUUGUCUUACCGACGGCGUGGCCUGGGGCGCCUCACUUAACCUCCGUGCCUCAGUUUCCUCAUGUGGGAAUAGAGCGUGAAAGAGGAUUUCCCCUUGUAGUGCUGGUGAGGAGCUAACACAGUUAAUACGUGUAGGGUACUUAACGACGGUGCCUGGUCCAGAGGAAGGGUUCAGCAGAUAUUAACCUGUUCCUAUUCAAUGACAUUUUAAUGCAAAGCGUAAUGCUGGUUGAGCAGAUAUUCUGUGGGUCUGAAAUGUUUAUUCAAGAACAAAUAAAUUUUUUCUCUCAAAUAUAGUCCUCCCAAAUAAAUUACAAGUGUGCUAGAAAAAUAUCCUUCUCUAUCCAGGUGGAUCAUUAUCCGAGAACACGUUUUCUUCCUAUCUGAGAUUAGAUUUCAAUAUUGUCACUGAAAAAAAAUUGCUUCUGAUGAUCGGAGUGGGCUUUCUACAGAGAAUAUAUUUGCAUGUGUAUACUGUCUUCUUUCAGGCUACUGUCGUGAGUAUUUAGGAACCGUUAGCAUCAAACAUCCUUUUUUCCUACUCUGACUUGACUUUAAUAACUUCCACUUUUUAGCCCACUCCCAUGGUGUAGUUUAGAUUUUAUUAGUGUGUUUUCUUUUUUUCUGAAUCUUUCCUUUCCCCCUCUGUUUUCAUUAAGUGAAGCAUGCUCCAUCUUGUUCUCCAAGCAUUUUCAUGGGCAGAACCAAAGGAGGCUGAAGGGAAAGAGAGAACCAUGGAAAUGAAGUUAAAAGUUGCGAGUUGAGGACCUGUGCUUGCUUCAGCUGAUCUCAGUAAGAGACUUUCCUGCAGAAACAAAUGGGAUAGAAUUUGUUUUGUUUCUUAUGCUCCACGAAUGCAUCAUUUAUUUUAGAAAUCGUGUUACCCAAACCUUGUGCAUUCUCCAGGAAUCCCACUUGUAGUCCGUGUCUAGAGAUGUGGUUGCCGUGUGGACUCAGGGACCUCACAGGCAGCCGAUCAGAAGAAAUCGGAGAAAAUGUCCUUAGACAAGGAAUUGUUUAUACUAAAUUUUUGAAAAUGCAAGUAAUGACUCGCGCAAGGGCCCUGCACAUCCCCUCGUUAUGUGGGCAUCCCUCCAGCCUCUCCUUUGGAUGGAUCAGGGAGGAAUACUGUGAAGAAUGCUUGAGGCUUGAACCCAGACUAAGACUGAAGCACCUUCUUCCAUCUUUUUAGCUGGGAAACUUUAUCUCUCGCUUCACUCAAGGAUGCAAAUGAAGAGUGAAAUCCACUCACCUGCAGAAUUCACUUCUCUAUUAGGUGCCCCAGGCACCCUGGGCCUGCGUCUUCCUGAGCCCUAUCCCUGGUGUGCUCAAUAAUGCAGCAGGAUUUUGCUCCACCAAAGUGUCACCUGUCUCGCUUAUGUUCCUGAGGAAGAAUUGAAGGCAGCAGAAAUAGAUGAAGAGCACGUGGAGGAUGACGGGCUGUCUUUGGACAUUCAGGAAAGUGAGUACAUGUGCAAUGAAGAGACAGAGAUCAAAGAGGUGCAGAGCUACCAGAACUCCCCAGUCAGCUCUGCGACUAACCAGGACCCCGGCUACGGGUCGCCCUUCAGUGAGAGCAGCGACCAGCUGGCCCAUUUCAAAGGCUCUUCCUCUCGAGAAGAGAAGGAGGAUCCGCAGUGUCCCGACAGCGUCUCGUACCCCCAGGACAGCCUGGCACAGAUCAAAGCUGUGUAUGCAAACUUGUUCUCUGAGUCCUGCUGGUCCAGCUUAGCUCUGGAUUUAAAGAAGUCGGGUUCCACCACCAGCACCAACGAUGCCAGCCAGAAGGAGAGCUCCGCCCCCACCCCCACGCCCCCCGUCUGCCCCGCCAGCACCGCCGGCCCCACGGCGAGCACGCCCAGCACCAGCUGCAGCUCCAGCACCAGCCACAGCAGUACCACCAGUACCAGCAGCAGCUCGGGGUACGACUGGCACCAGGCCGCACUGGCCAAGACGCUGCAGCAGACGUCCUCGUAUGGGCUGCUCCCCGAGCCCAGCCUGUUCAGCACCGUGCAGCUCUACCGCCAGAACAACAAGCUCUACGGCUCCGUCUUCACCGGCGCCAGCAAGUUCCGGUGCAAAGACUGCAGUGCCGCGUACGACACGCUGGUGGAACUGACGGUGCACAUGAACGAGACAGGCCACUACCGUGAUGACAACAGGGACAAGGACUCCGAGAAGACCAAGCGGUGGUCCAAGCCCAGGAAGCGCUCCCUGAUGGAGAUGGAGGGGAAGGAGGACGCCCAGAAGGUGCUGAAGUGCAUGUACUGUGGACACUCCUUCGAGUCCUUGCAGGACCUCAGCGUCCACAUGAUCAAAACCAAGCAUUACCAGAAAGUGCCUCUGAAGGAGCCAGUGCCAGCCAUCACCAAACUGGUCCCCUCCACCAAAAAGCGGGCGCUUCAGGACCUGGCGCCCCCCUGCUCCCCUGAGCCAGCAGGAAUGGCCGCAGAGGUGGCCCUGAGUGAGUCAGCCAAGGAUCAGAAAGCGGCGAACCCAUACGUCACACCCAAUAACCGCUAUGGCUACCAGAACGGUGCCAGCUACACCUGGCAGUUCGAGGCCCGCAAGGCGCAGAUCCUCAAGUGCAUGGAGUGCGGCAGCUCCCACGACACCCUGCAGCAGCUCACCGCCCACAUGAUGGUCACCGGGCACUUCCUGAAAGUGACCACCUCCGCCUCAAAGAAGGGCAAGCAGCUGGUGCUGGACCCCGUGGUGGAAGAGAAGAUCCAGUCCAUCCCCCUGCCGCCCACCACCCACACGCGGCUGCCGGCCUCCAGCAUCAAAAAGCAGCCCGAGUCUCCCGCGGGGUCCACAGCUUCAGAAGACAAGAAAGAGCCGGAGAAGGAGAAGCCGCCCAUGGCUGGUGACGCGGAGAAGAUCAAGGAGGAGAGUGAGGACAGCUCGGAGAAAUUUGAGCCCAGCACCCUGUACCCGUACCUGCGCGAGGAGGACCUGGACGACAGCCCCAAGGGAGGGCUGGACAUUCUCAAGUCCCUGGAGAAUACCGUCUCCACGGCCAUUAGCAAAGCCCAGAAUGGCGCGCCCUCGUGGGGUGGUUACCCCAGCAUCCACGCGGCCUACCAGCUGCCGGGCACCGUGAAGCCACUCCCCGCGGCCGUGCAGAGUGUGCAGGUGCAGCCGUCCUAUGCUGGCGGCGUGAAGUCGCUGUCUUCCACCGAGCACAACGCUCUCCUGCACUCCCCGGGGAGCCUCACGCCCCCACCGCACAAGAGCAAUGUGUCCGCCAUGGAGGAGCUGGUGGAGAAGGUCACGGGCAAGGUCAGCAUCAAGAAGGAGGAGAGGCCCCCUGAGAAGGAGAAGAGCUCCCCGGCCAAGGCUGCGUCCCCCAUAGCAAAAGAGAAUAAAGAUUUCCCUAAAACGGAGGAAGUCAGCGGCAAACAACAGAAGAAGGGCCCUGAGGCCGAGACCGGGAAGGCCAAAAAGGAGGGACCGCUGGACGUUCACACCCCAAACGGCACAGAGCCUCUCAAAGCAAAGGUCACCAACGGCUGUAACAACCUGGGGAUCAUCACGGACCACUCGCCAGAGCCUUCCUUCAUCAACCCUCUGAGCGCUUUGCAGUCCAUCAUGAACACCCACCUGGGCAAGGUGUCCAAGCCUGUGGGCGCCUCGCUGGACCCGCUGGCCAUGCUCUACAAGAUCAGCAACAGCAUGCUGGACAGGCCGGCGCGCCCCGCCGCGCCCGUGAAGCAGGCCGACGCCAUCGACCGCUACUACUACGAAAACAGCGACCAGCCCAUUGACUUAACCAAGUCCAAGAACAAGCCGCUGGGGUCCAGCAUGGCCGAUCCGGUGGCGUCACCUCUGCGGGAGAGCGCGCUCAUGGACAUCUCCGACAUGGUGAAAAAUCUCACAGGCCGCCUGACGCCCAAGUCCUCCACGCCCUCCACCGUUUCGGAGAAGUCUGAUGCUGAUGGCAGCAGCUUUGAGGAGGCACUGGACGAGCUGUCACCCGUCCACAAGAGGAAGGGCCGGCAGUCCAACUGGAACCCGCAGCACCUGCUCAUCCUGCAGGCCCAGUUCGCCUCGAGCUUGCGGGAGACCACAGAGGGCAAGUACAUCAUGUCGGACCUGGGCCCCCAGGAGAGGGUGCACAUCUCGAAGUUUACUGGCCUCUCCAUGACCACCAUCAGCCACUGGCUGGCCAAUGUGAAGUACCAGUUGAGGAGGACAGGGGGAACGAAAUUCCUAAAGAACCUGGACACAGGGCAUCCUGUUUUCUUUUGCAACGAUUGUGCCUCUCAGUUCAGAACUGCGUCUACAUACAUAAGUCAUUUGGAGACGCACUUGGGCUUCAGCCUGAAGGAUCUAUCCAAGCUGCCACUCAAUCAGAUUCAAGAACAGCAGAAUGUUUCCAAAGUCCUCGCCAACAAAACUCUGGGCCCUCUGGGGGCCACCGAGGAAGACUUGGGCUCCACAUUCCAAUGUAAGCUCUGCAACCGGACUUUUGCCAGCAAGCACGCAGUCAAACUGCACCUUAGCAAGACUCAUGGCAAGUCCCCCGAGGACCACCUGAUCUAUGUGACUGAGUUGGAGAAACAGUAGCGUCCAGGUAUGCAAGAGACCGCGGAACAUUGCACUAAACGUCGUCGAGCUGCACUAGGCCUGGCCUGAGCCUCUAAAAUCAGUCUUUCCUUUGUUGCUGGCCCGCCUCUCUGGACCUUGGUUUUCUUACACAUAUUUUGUAUAUUUAUAUGCCCUCUGUCCGAUCUGUGCAUGUUAUUUUUCUUUUACUGUGAGUCAAAGUCUGACCUUUAUUUUCAACAUCUGUUCUUGAUGUGAAGCUAUCUUUUGUAGGAAAUAGUGGGGCACACUACUCAGAGACAUUAUUUAGCAGUAAAGAAAGACACAAAUAACAAUGGUAAAAAGACAUCCUAAAAUGACGAAGUUGCCAUGACAAUAAAGGUCAUAGAACCUGGUAGUGUCAAAUUUAACCCUUUGAGGACUGUAAUUGCAUUUCUGUGCCUUUCACUUGAAAAAAAAAGAAAAAAGAAAAAAAGGCUUAAAGGCAUUUCAUUCAGAUCAAAAGCUGUGUCAGACACAAAACUUAUUUAAUAAUUAAAAAAUGAGCUUUUAUAUGCAGAACUGGUUUGUGAGGAAACAUGCAUGCAGCUGUGGGAAGAUAGAAAGCUGUGUAGGACUCACGGGGUUUGGAAGCCACACCUCUACAUGUCUAAAACAAAAAACAACAACAGAUACCCACUCGCCACUAUGCCCAAACCCUCUGGAUGCUGAAAAAUGCCACUUUUGGCAAAACAAAAAACAAAAAACAAAAAAAAAAGUAUGCAAGCUAUUAUUUAAAAAUGUGUAAAAAUGCUAUUUCUUUUUUCCUGUAAAAUAUUGCGGUUUAUAGUUAUUUACAAAUGUAAGCUUUGGUACAAGCUGACCUUUCUAUAGCGUGCUGCAUUGGUAAAUGAAAAAAAAAUGGGGCAAACGUUGGAGUCCUUUCCUUGUAAAUUGCCAGCAUCAGCUUAAAAACUCCUGUAUGUUACAUAUCGUACCAUUUUAAUCUCUUCAACUUUCUUUGUACCUUCUGGCUGUAUGCUUUCUCUUUUAACUUUUUAUAUUGUCAUUUUAUAUUAAAUUUCUGUGUAUAUAAUGUAAAACCACAAUUUUUGAAUAAAAUUUAGUUCCUGCAGCUUGAUUUAAAUAGAGGACUUUUACUGGCACCUGCAUCUCUCCAGAUGCAUGUACUCAGAGGGACUGUCAGACAAAAAUAAAUACAUAAAAACAAAGCAAGCAAUGCACUAUUAAUUAUACAUUUUGAUGUUCUAUCAUUAAUAUUGUACAGUACAUUUUGGUUCACACAAUUAAAUCCACUGUUUUCUCAGAUGUAAAAUAAACCCACAUGCAGUUCUUGAUUUACA
Messenger RNA from Chlorocebus sabaeus (green monkey), 6508 nucleotides. It is a transcript of the gene TSHZ1, whose product is annotated as teashirt zinc finger homeobox 1. The record is from RefSeq and is a predicted model, not a curated record. NCBI's taxonomy places the organism in Eukaryota, Metazoa, Chordata, Mammalia, Primates, Cercopithecidae. Gene Ontology annotation, biological process: regulation of transcription by RNA polymerase II. Gene Ontology annotation, cellular component: nucleus. Gene Ontology annotation, molecular function: DNA-binding transcription factor activity, RNA polymerase II-specific; DNA binding.